This is a messenger RNA of Oncorhynchus tshawytscha (Chinook salmon), 2116 nucleotides long. Its product is annotated as probable G-protein coupled receptor 25. The record is from RefSeq and is a predicted model, not a curated record. NCBI's taxonomy places the organism in Eukaryota, Metazoa, Chordata, Actinopteri, Salmoniformes, Salmonidae. Gene Ontology annotation, biological process: immune response; G protein-coupled receptor signaling pathway. The transcript has a single exon. Gene Ontology annotation, molecular function: G protein-coupled receptor activity. Gene Ontology annotation, cellular component: membrane. Bases 324 to 1436 code for a protein of 370 amino acids.
UUUUCUUUUGAUAUGUUUUUAUGUUUCUUCUUGCUGUACUUUUUGCCUGCAUGUCUAAAGUGUUUCUAUUUGAACUGAUAUGCAAAUAUACUAUAUUAUAAAAAUCCUCAUUAGAAAUAGUUGUAGUAAUUUCUGUCAGAAUAUGCCAGAUAGAGAACUAGAAAACAUGACAAUGGUGCUAGAGAUGACAGAAGAAAAUAGGACCUGGCAGUUUGUCUGUGGUUUUUAAGAACGUGACGCAAGAUAGUUUGUCUAGAAGUAUUGAGCUUGCCAGCCAGACACACAAAGAGCAAGCAGCUGAGAGACUUAACUUUGAUCACAAAAUGGAGACGUAUGACAGCAACAGGUACUUCUACAGCGAUGACAUGCUGUACAAUGUCAGCUACGAUCUAACCUACCUUGGGGAGCGCUCCAGCUCCAGUCUUCCCUAUUCUCACAUCUACCUGCCACUGCUGUAUUUCCUCAUGUUUUUCACAGGCUUCCUGGGCAACCUCUUUGUGAUCACAGUCAUGGGCAGCCGGGGGAAGAGAGGUGGCCGUCUGGUGGAUACGUUUGUGGUUAACCUGGCACUUGCGGACCUGGUGUUUGUCCUCACCCUCCCUCUGUGGGCCGUCUCGUCCAGUCAGGAGGGACACUGGCCUUUCGGCAACCUUCUCUGCAAGUUGAGCAGCUACAUUGUUGCCGUCAACCGCUUCUCCAACAUCUUCUUCCUGACCUGCAUGAGCGUGGACCGCUACCUGGCCGUGGUGGGACUCAUGGACUCCCGCUUUCUCCGCAGCAGCCAGUGUGUGCGUCUCAACUGCGCCGUGGUCUGGCUGCUGUCCCUGGCUCUAGGUACCCCCUCCCUGGUGUACCGUAGCAUGUAUACUCCCAACGGCAAACUCUUCUGUCUGGAGGAUGAAGAGUCAUCCUUCUUCCUGGGUCUGAGCCUGACCAUGGUCUUCCUGACCUUCGCCCUGCCGGUGCUCAUUAUCAUCCUCUGCUACGGUUCUAUCCUGGCCCACCUGCGCCAACACUGUGUUUCUGCUGGCAACCCUCGCGCAGAAGCCCGACGCCGCCACUCUCUCAAGAUGGUCUUCACCAUAAUCGUGGCCUUUGUGGUGUCUUGGCUUCCCUUCAACAUCUUCAAGACCAUCCUCAUUGGUUUCAGGCUGUCUAGGGCCGAUCUGAGCAUUGAGACACAGUCUGUCUUGAGUCAGGGCCUCACACUCUCCUGCUGCUUGGCCUUCCUCAACAGCUGCAUAAACCCAGCCAUCUACCUGUUCCUGGACCACCACUUCAGAGGGCAGGCGGAGAACCAGUUCCUGAGCUGCGUGGGAAAGCUUGGGCUACACCAAGGCUAUGCCUCGUCCACUGACUUCUACAACGGUACCUCAGAUAGCUGCGGCACAACAGCCUCCAGAACUCGUCUCCAGCCACUUGACCAGAAUGUCUGAUAGCAGGGUUCUGCACCUUUUACAGCCUCUUUGCGGUCCGAAACGCUAAUGGUUGAGGUGAAUCAUUUUGUGUUAUGAUUUUAGGUGUUAUGUAAUUCAAGCUCAGUGAAAGCAUUCUCUGAAAUAUAUUUUGUGUAUAUUAUAGCUUCUCAAAAUAAGUUAUAUUUUACAUAUCAUAAUUGCAUAUUUGAUUAUCAUUGAUAUUUGAAUUUAUGAAUUUGAAUAUUUGAAAGACGAAACAAUACAGAUAAAAAACUGGUCAAAACAGUGUGCAAGUGAGGCUGAUUAAUUUAGCUUUCGUUUUUUUUCACGACCAAAUUAAAUAGGAUGGUCUUUUUUUAUGUCUAAAUAUUUUGUAUAUGAAUAAUUCAUGAGUAGCCUGGUUAUUACGAUUGUUGACAUUCUUAAAUUCAUAGUAAUAUUAAAUUGCAAUUUGUUAACAGUAACGUUAAUUUGUUAAUGGUCCUUUUUGCUGCGUGAAAUUCAUUACAACAAUAUUCAAAAUGGUUGUCUAUGUUCAUGGCAUUAGUAAGAUUACAUUUAAUGUAUUAUAAAACAUUUAUAAUAAACAGUUUUUUGUAAUAAAUGAAGUGUUCAUAUAAUUGGCAAUUAUUGCAGAUACUUUUUUCCAAACAAUGUAAUAGUUUACUAAGUAUUUUUUGCAGUUUAACAAUGGGCAU